CGGGCGCUCUUUCUGAAAAGGGGUUUCAGUAUUUGGUCGAGGCCGCAGGAUUCCGAGCGGGGUUUUUGCGAAGAUGGAAGGCGUAAUGGGUGGAGGCGAUAAAGCUUGGAACGAGGAAGAUAAAAGUGCAAGUUCAGGAUAUUUCUCCAUUGUGCUGGCAGCGUCACUGUCAAUUGCCACGGCUUUCUCGUUCUUUUCCUUCUCUUUCUUUUUCAAAAGAUCGCUGACACCUGAGAGCUCUGAACUCGAGUGGACGAUAGGACAGCGAGCAAGUUCUGGAAGAGCUUAUAUACCAUGAUGUGCACGCGAUGCCAUGACAGGACAUCCAAACCAUACGCAAUGAGGGGUCGAAUCUCUGCGACGUGGGCUCCCAUGAUGGUGGGGGGAGGGGAGCAGUGGCGGCCAUUAUG
Molecule: messenger RNA, 410 nt
Organism: Xylona heveae TC161
Lineage: Eukaryota; Fungi; Ascomycota; Xylonomycetes; Xylonales; Xylonaceae
Exons: 1
Coding region: 74-298 (74 amino acids)
Source: RefSeq, a predicted model, not a curated record